Phytophthora nicotianae INRA-310 is the source of this 566-nucleotide messenger RNA. RefSeq lists its product as hypothetical. Gene Ontology annotation, molecular function: protein binding. The record is from RefSeq and is a predicted model, not a curated record. The transcript is spliced from 5 exons. NCBI's taxonomy places the organism in Eukaryota, Oomycota, Peronosporomycetes, Peronosporales, Peronosporaceae. The coding region runs from base 18 to 566 and encodes 182 amino acids.
AAAGUUGUUGAAGUGUGAUGCAGACGUUCCUAGUAGCGGUAGUCUGCCUGUUGCUGUCAUGGGCGAGCUCAACGGUGGCGAUCACGCGGAACGAGCGUGGCGCGUUAAAGCUGCUGUACUGGGCUACACAGGGCCAACGUUGGGUUGGGCAAUGGGACAUCCAGAACGACCACAGCGACCCGUGCCUCGACAACUGGUACGGCAUCGUGUGUGAUCGGAACGGCCGGAUUCGGGCCAUCCGCCUAGCGAAUAAUAAUCUCGUGGGCGUCCUGCCGCAGCAAUUCCCUCGCAAGGACCUUAGUGGCCUGCAAGAACUAGACCUAAGUUCCAACUUCUUGACUGGUUACGUGCCCGACACGCUAUCUCAACUCGGUGCAUUGCGAACGCUGCGCCUCGAUCGUAACCACUUCGUGGGAGCAGUUCCAGCAUCGUUAGCACAACUGACCAGGCUGGAAUUCCUUGAACUGCAAGAAAAUAAGUUCGACCCACUCAACUCGAACGGAGGUGUACUGCCUGAAGAAGUUCAAAAGCUCACAGAACGACAGCACUGUCACAUUAUUUCAUGA